Ruditapes philippinarum (Manila clam) is the source of this 828-nucleotide messenger RNA. RefSeq lists its product as uncharacterized. The coding region runs from base 1 to 828 and encodes 275 amino acids. The record is from RefSeq and is a predicted model, not a curated record. NCBI's taxonomy places the organism in Eukaryota, Metazoa, Mollusca, Bivalvia, Venerida, Veneridae. The transcript has a single exon.
AUGUCUAGUCAGAUCCCUAUGGUAGUAAUGUCUAGUCAGAUCCCUGUGGUAGAAAUGUCUAGUCAGAACCCUGUGGUAGAAGUGUCUAGUCAGAACCCUGUGGUAGAAAUGACUACUCAGAACCCUGUGGUAGAAAUGUCUAGUCAGAACCCUGUGGUAGAAAUGUCUAGUCAGAUCCCUAUGGUAGUAAUGUCUAGUCAGAUCCCUGUGGUAGAAAUGUCUAGUCAGAACCCUGUGGUAAAAGUGUCUAGUCAGAACCCUGUGGUAGAAAUGUCUACUCAGAACCCUGUGGUAGAAAUGUCUAGUCAGAACCCUGUGGUAGAAGUGUCUAGUCAGAACCCUGUGGUAGAAAUGUCUACUCAGAACCCUGUGGUAGAAAUGUCUAGUCAGAACCCUGUGGUAGAAAUAUGUAGUCAAAACCGUGUGGUAGAAAUGUCUAGUCAGAUCCCUAUGGUAGUAAUGUCUAGUCAGAUCCCUGUGGUAGAAAUGUCUAGUCAAAACCCUGUGGUAGAAGUGUCUAGUCAGAACCCUGUGGUAGAAAUGUCUACUCAGAACCCUGUGGUAGAAGUGUCUAGUCAGAACCCUGUGGUAGAAAUGUCCACUCAGAACCCUGUGGUAGAAAUGUCUAGUCAGAACCCUGUGGUAGAAGUGUCUAGUCAGAUUCCUAUGGUAGUAAUGUCUAGUCAGAUCCCUGUGGUAGAAAUGUCUAGUCAGAACCCUGUGGUAGAAGUGUCUAGUCAGAUCCCUGUGGUAGAAAUGUCUAGUCAGAACCCUGUGGUAGAAAUGUCUAGUCAGAACCCCUGUGGUAGAAAUGGUAGUAAUGUCUAG